Molecule: messenger RNA, 1512 nt
Organism: Ornithodoros turicata
Lineage: Eukaryota; Metazoa; Arthropoda; Arachnida; Ixodida; Argasidae
Exons: 12
Coding region: 242-1264 (340 amino acids)
Biological process (GO): transcription initiation at RNA polymerase II promoter
Cellular component (GO): transcription factor TFIID complex
Molecular function (GO): protein binding; RNA polymerase II general transcription initiation factor activity
Source: RefSeq, a predicted model, not a curated record
GCUAUGUCCGCGCCCUCUAUUAGUUUGAUCAGUUUCGUUCUGUGCGCAGCUUAGAAGCUUUUUGUUGCAUACAAUCAAGGAGAUAUUAACGACGUAAAGCACUUCUAGUGUGGUAUCUAUGCUUUGCUGUGGGCUGUUCCGGUGAUACAUUUGUACAGCAAAUGAGCAUGGCCACGAAGAGAGCGUACAUCUGGCGUUUCUGCAUCACGUGAAAGCACUGCAGAACCGUGUACGGAGUAUAAUGCAAAGAGAAGGUUCUCCAGUUUUUUUGCGAUAUCACCAAGGCAGUGUCCGUGCAGUUGCUUUUAGUCCUAGGGAUCGUUACCUCUUCUGCUCCGGGGCUUACGAUGGCAAAGUUAACCUCUAUUCGGCACAGCAGAUGGAACUGCUUAUGUGCUAUCAGAUCACAGCCAUGGGACUUGCUCGAAAUGUCAAUGCAGUGCGUUUCACGAGCGACGGCUCUCGAAUCUUGGCAGCCACUACGGCUCGGCGACUUGCCGUUAUUGACGUCGAGAGGGGGGAGCAGGUGAUGACCUAUGACAAUUCUGUUUUUGCAGGUGCUUUUAAUGGAAGGGACAGAGGCAGUUUGGCAGCUGAUCCAAUUUGCCCCAACAUGGCUGUCUGUAGCUGCGUUAAUGGGAAGGGUCUCACUCUAUUUGACUUGCGAAUGCCCUUACCCCUGGACUUUGUUUACGACCUGCACAACAGUAUCAUCCGUGAUGUGAUGUUUGUGCACAGUAGCUGGCCAUUUGUGCGCAGCCAUCAGAGUGCAGUUCUCUCACUUUCCGUGGAUGGCGUUUGCAAGGUGACCACACUGGACAAUCGUUACCUGCACUGCUUCGAAGUGGGUCACAGCUCCAACUGCAUUACAUCCACACCCGAGCCGUAUGGCUCCGGAGCGGAAGAUGGUUUCUACAGUGUACUAUUGGUUGGAGGUGACAAUAUCUCUGGAUACAUACCGGAUAUCGGAGUCCAGGAACAACUCCGGGAACACGGAGACUACCCCAUCUGGAAGCUUAGGUACACUUCCAAUGGUGGCUUGCUGUACACUGCUUGUGACCGAGGAACAGUUCGUAGGUAUCGACGUUACCCUGAUCGGCACGAGUUCCUUGGAGAAGUUUUCAGCCAUAAAGGGGAUAUCCAGGACAUGGACAUCUCUCCUUAUGAUGAAUAUCUGAUAACGGCAUCGAAGGACCGUUCUGUCGGUGUGCUUCAUCUCGGGGCUCCAAAUCACGGCUGGACGGAGUAUUGUCAACUCUCGUAAACUUUUUCUUUUUGAUAGCCGUACGAAAUCUCGGUACCACGCAUAAUUUUCCUCCCUGCAAAGUAGAGAGCAAAAGCUAUCAAUGAUUAUCAGUUGGAGCAUAAAACUAUCCGCCCACGAUAAGCGUGUGCUCCAUUCAGUGUAAAUACCCCUUCUUUUAGCACUUAUUCAUGGUUCAUAUGCAACUGUAAAUGGCAUAUUUUUCAUCAUCAUGCGUGACUGGAAUAAAGUUUCCAUUCUGCACAUAA